Balaenoptera acutorostrata (minke whale) is the source of this 1836-nucleotide messenger RNA. RefSeq names its product activated leukocyte cell adhesion molecule (gene ALCAM). Lineage: Eukaryota; Metazoa; Chordata; Mammalia; Artiodactyla; Balaenopteridae. The record is from RefSeq and is a predicted model, not a curated record. Gene Ontology annotation, cellular component: plasma membrane. The transcript is spliced from 15 exons. Gene Ontology annotation, biological process: cell adhesion. Bases 57 to 1808 code for a protein of 583 amino acids.
GACGCCCCCUCCUGCGGCGCGGACUCUGUCGGUGGUCCCCGAGGAGGAGGAGGAAUAUGGCAUCGAAGGCGGCCUCCUCCUGCCGUCUGGUCUUCUGCCUCUUGAUCUCCGCUGCUGUCCUUCGGCCAGGUCUUGGAUGGUAUACUGUAAACUCAGCAUAUGGAGAUACCAUUGUCAUGCCUUGCCGACUCAGUGUACCUCAGAAUCUCAUGUUUGGCAAAUGGAAAUAUGAAAAGCCUGAUGGCUCCCCAGUAUUUAUUGCCUUCAGGUCCUCUACAAAGAAAAGUGUGCAGUACGACGAUGUACCAGAAUACAAAGACAGACUGAACCUCUCAGAAAAUUACACUCUCUCUAUCAGUAAUGCAAAGAUCAGUGAUGAAAAGAGAUUUGUGUGCAUGCUCGUAACUGAGGACAACGUGUUUGAGGCACCUACAGUAGUCAAGGUGUUCAAGCAACCAUCUAAACCCGAAAUUGUAAGCAAAGCCCCGUUUCUUGAAACAGAGCAGCUUAAAAAGUUGGGUGAGUGCAUUUCAAAAGACAGUUAUCCGGAUGGCAACAUCACGUGGUACAGGAAUGGAAAAGUUCUGCAACCCCUUGAAGGAGCGGUGGUCAUAAUUUUUAAAAAGCAAAUGGACCCAGUGACUCAGCUCUAUAUCAUGACUUCAUCCCUGGAGUACAAGACAACCAAGGCUGACAUUCAAAUGCCAUUCACCUGCUCUGUGACAUAUUAUGGACCAUCCGGCCAGAAAACAGUUUACUCUGAACAAGCAGUCUUUGAUAUUUACUAUCCUACAGAGCAGGUGACAAUACAAGUGCUGCCAUCAAAAAAUGCCAUCAAAGAAGGGGACAACAUCACUCUUAAAUGCUUGGGAAAUGGUAACCCUCCUCCUGAGGAGUUUUUGUUUUACUUACCAGGACAGCCUGAAGGAAUACGAAGUUCAAAUACUUACACAUUGGCAGAUGUGAGGCGCAAUGCAACAGGAGACUAUAAAUGCUCCCUGAUAGACAAAAAAAGCAUGAUUGCUUCAACAGCCAUCACAGUUCACUAUUUGGAUUUGUCCUUAAACCCAAGUGGGGAAGUGACCAAGCAGAUUGGCGAUGCUCUGCCUGUGUCAUGCACAAUAUCUGCUAGUAGGAACGCAACUGUGGUAUGGAUGAAAGAUAACAUCAGGCUUCGAUCUAGCCCAUCAUUUUCUAGUCUCCAUUAUCAAGAUGCUGGAAACUAUGUCUGUGAGACUGCUCUGCAAGAGGUUGAAGGACUAAAGAAAAGAGAGUCAUUGACUCUGAUUGUAGAAGGAAAACCUCAGAUCAAAAUGACAAAGAAAACUGAUCCCAGUGGACUGUCUAAAACAAUAAUUUGCCACGUGGAAGGUUUUCCGAAGCCAGCUAUACAGUGGACAAUUACUGGCAGCGGAAGCGUCAUAAACCAAACAGAGGAAUCUCCUUAUAUCAAUGGCAGGUAUUAUAGUAAAAUUAUCAUUUCCCCUGAAGAGAAUGUUACAUUAACUUGCACAGCAGAAAACCAGCUGGAGAGAACAGUAAACUCCUUGAAUGUCUCUGCUAUAAGUAUUCCAGAACACGAUGAGGCAGACGAGAUAAGUGAUGAAAACAAAGAAAAGGUGAAUGACCAGGCAAAACUAAUUGUGGGAAUCGUUGUUGGUCUCCUCCUCGCUGCCCUAGUUGCUGGUGUCGUCUAUUGGCUGUACAUGAAGAAAUCAAAGACUGCAUCAAAACAUGUAAACAAGGAUCUUGGUAAUCUGGAAGAAAACAAAAAGUUAGAAGAAAACAAUCACAAAACAGAAGCCUAAGAGAGAAACUGUUUCACUUGUUGUCCAG